AUGGCUGAACAAACAGAUAGCGAACCAAUUGGUGAACAACAGGGUUGUAUUGAACUUAUUCGAUGUGUUGCAGCAACCAACGAAAAACAGAAAGAUCCUACAUAUAUACCGAAACUAGAGAUAAAUUCAAAAGCAUUGGAAAUAAUAUCGGAAAGAUUUGAAUCGCCGAUCUCCAUUAUUGCGUAUGUUGGAGCACUAGGGGUCGGUAAAAGUAAACUAGCAAGUUUAACGGUGGAAACAUUACAUAUAACAUCAUUUGAUCCACCAUUACGACUGUUUCGCAGUGGUGCUGGUAGCACCGGUGUCACUCAUGGUGUUUGGAUGUGGAGUGAGCCUUUACAGCAUCCAGAAGAAAAUCAAACAGGUUCAAUAUUAGUGUUAGAUUGCGAAGGAAUGGGAGAUUUAGAUCAAAAUACAGGUACUAAUUUAUAUGUAUUUUGUAUGAUUAUGAGUACAGUAUUUGCUGUUGUUCUCCGUCCAUCUCGCGUCGAUAGUUCCCUAUGUGAACGACUGUACAAUGCUUUACAUCGUUUCAGAGAUAUGCACGCACCAUACGUGUUACCUAGUCUAUGUUUAGUAGCGAUGGAUAUGCCAUCAUUCAUUCGUAAUGAUCCAACAAUAGGUGAUGUGAUAAUUUCAAAAAAUGACUGGUUAGAAGACAUAUUUACAAACACUUCAAGUACUUUGUCAGAACAAGAAAAUAACAUUAUUCGAGCCCGAUAUGAUUAUAUUAGAGGUUUAUUACCUGAUAUUGAUGCUGUAAAUAUCGAUUAUUUGCCACGACCACUGAUGAACAACAAUGACAAAUUAGACAUACAUACAGAGUUAAGAAAAGACGCACAUCAAGAGUUUUAUGCAUCAUUGAAAACAGCUGUUAAGAGAAUGUUAUCGAAUGGUGGUAAACGAUUACCAGGAUCUCGACACUCUUCUCUGUUUAUCCGUCCAGCGGAAUUAGCAGCUUUAAUGAGUGAUUUAAUCGACGUUCUCAAUGAAAAUAAAAUGCCAAAUGCCGAUGCAUUGAUUACUCGAUAUUUAUUAACACGUUUCGACAAAGAAAUUGUGGAACAACACGUAGCCGAAUUCGAACUAAAUUUACUAGUCUAUGCUCGAGAUACUCUUGGUGAUACUAUGAGAAAACGAAAUAAACCAGAAACGCCUGACCAAAUUAAAGCAACAAAUAAUCAAAUGAAAGAUAAACGUGACAGUUUGACAACAGAAUAUCUCGGUAUGAUGAUAGGCUUAGCUCGUUAUCAAAUUUAUGGCUUUGAUGAAAAAUUAUCAAAUAGUUACGCUAAUGUCAUUGACCAAGAAAAGGCUUUACAAGAAUUACCAAGAGCAAUUCAAUUAAAAAUCGAAGACAUAGAAAAGCAGAUGAAUGGCUAUCAAAAUCCAGAGUUAUGCAUCAGAACGAUACGUGCAAAUUUAAGUAUUGAAGAUUUACAUCGUCAACAAGCAGAACAACAAAAACUGCUGGAAGAAACGAAGAAAAAAAUAGAAAGUAAACGAGAUCUUAUUAAACGCGAACAACGCAUCAAUUGUUCUUUAGCAUUGGCAAAACCGGUAAGAAUCGGUCUCGCACCAUGUGCAUAUUGUGGACGUUCAGGUGGUGCUAUCUAUUAUACUCAUUGGAAAAGAUACUGUUCUUCCGGACGAACUGGUAAUUAUUAUCAUUACAAUCGUGAAGAUGGACGAAUGGUUUGCGACGCAUGUAGAGCUGUAGUCAAAAUAGAGGAUCAGCGUGUAGAAUGUGCUCGAUGUGGAGAACCACGAAAAGUGACGCGCCUCUACACAUUUAAUGAAUAGUCCUAGAAGAAUUGUGGUAUGGGAGGUAUCGAAGUAAUUUUGUAAGACAAAUUCUAAACGUCCUAUCCUUAUAUGUUCUCUCUUAUUGCCAAGUCAUUUUCGAUAUCACUUUCCUUUGGUUCCUUCCUUUACUGAUUUCUACACUGUAAUGUAGUCUUCGUUCAACAUUCUCAAACCGUAACAUGUCGUCCCUUGGUAUACUCUAUGAUUAUCUACACUUUUGAUAUUAAUAUUUACUGUUUUCGUGUGUAGGGUGAUAAUCUUCUGUUCAUCAUCUACACUCAUUCUGUAAAAGAAAUGUGUCAUGCUGAACCUUUUAGAGUUCUAAAUUUGGGUACCAUUUUCAGAACCUUUUGAGGUUCAAGGAAAAUAUGGUUCUAUCUCGCACUUUUUUCUUCCUCUUCCAAAAAUGCUUCUACUCUAUUAAAACGUAGUCCACUCAAUCCACGUAGUCUAAUACUGACGAUUAAUUCUAUGCCUAACACCUCAUUUCAAUGCUUAAAUCGUUACUUCUAACCUCAACUCCUUAAUUCUACAUGUAAUUCUUACUGCUAUACCUCAUCUCUUAUCUCUAUCCUUAACCUCUUAGGGUGUGGGUGGGUGUAGGUGAGUGUGAAUGAGUGUGUGUGUGGGCAUGGAUGCGGGUGUGGGUGCGUGUGCGGGUUUAGACAACAUUCACACCCCCACCCCCACCUACACUCACAGCUCACUCUGUAAGUUUUGUAUUUUGUUGAACGUGAGUGCGACUUUUAUUUCAAUAAUGAAGAACGAAAGAAAGAAAUAAUAGAGAAAAAGAGAAUACCAACGAUAACCAUCGUUUUCGAAUAGAAGAAGGAUGUGUGUGGGUGUGGGUGCUUGGGUGUGAGUGUGUGGGUGUGGGUGGGUGUGGAUGUGGGUGUGUGGAUGUGGGGUGUGCGUAUGCAUGUGGGUGUGAGUGUUGUUGUAUGGAUGUGGGUGUUAAUCUCCCCUUCAUUCAUACCCGCACCCACCCACAGCCAGUCACCCAUACCCAUCUACAGUCACACCCACAUACAGCCGUAGUCACAUCCCAGCCACAGUCACCGUCACCCACACGCCCACACCAGAGAUGGAACCGGUACCGGUCUGGGUUUUGGAUCGACCGGUCUACCGGUCUACCGGUCCAUACCGGUC
This is a messenger RNA of Rotaria sp. Silwood1, 2955 nucleotides long. The record is from the annotation of a GenBank genome assembly. Lineage: Eukaryota; Metazoa; Rotifera; Eurotatoria; Philodinida; Philodinidae.